Nothobranchius furzeri (turquoise killifish) is the source of this 2265-nucleotide messenger RNA. RefSeq names its product protein regulator of cytokinesis 1. The record is from RefSeq and is a predicted model, not a curated record. Gene Ontology annotation, cellular component: mitotic spindle midzone; spindle; cytoplasm. Gene Ontology annotation, biological process: mitotic spindle midzone assembly; microtubule cytoskeleton organization. Lineage: Eukaryota; Metazoa; Chordata; Actinopteri; Cyprinodontiformes; Nothobranchiidae. Gene Ontology annotation, molecular function: microtubule binding.
GAGGUAUUUUUCCGUGCAAAUUUUAAAUUUAGUUGACCAACUAACGAGGAGGUCGGAAAUAAAUAGUCUUCGUUUUUAAACUCGAAGCGCUGUUUACAUUUGAGAAAAAGAUUUUAUUUCACCGUGGUUGGCUACAUUGGUGACAUGAGACUGAGUGAGGUUCACGCAGCAGAGUCUGUGGCCUACCUGAACAGGUCGCUGGCCAGGCUGCAGGAUAUUUGGGAAGAAAUUGGGAUUCCUGAUGAACAGCGAGUUCAGAGGACAAAUGCUGUUCAUAAACACACCAAGAGUUUACUGGACAAGAUUAUCGAGGAAGAAAAGAGCCUGAAGAAUAAAUUACUGAAGAGCAUCGAGGCAUGUCGCAAAGAGCUUGCGAACUUGUGCGACGAACUACAGCUGCCUCCAUUUGAGUAUUCUGUGCAGGAAGAGGAAGGCUGCAGCACUCUGCAAACAGAGAAGAACAAUCGGACCCGUCUGGAGGCGCUGAAGAAGCAGAAGAAACAGAGGAUGGAAGAGCUUAAAGGCCUCGUCGCUAAAGACCGUGAGCUGUGUAAUGUCAUGUGCACCUCCCCCUUUAGUAUCGACCAGAGUGCCGUCCCAUCGAUGCAACAGCUAGAGGCCUAUCGCACCUAUCUCGCCAAUCUCACCAAAGAGAAGGAGUGUCGUCUUGAAGAAUUUGUGACCAUCAGAAAGGAGGUCAUUGCUUGUAUGGAGGAUUUGGAACAGCAUCCGGAGACCAGUUUUGAAAUGGAUGUGGUCUGUGAGGAUGUGGAUGCGUUUUGCCUCUCCAACGACAACAUCGCGGCUCUGAAACUUGUUCUCAGUCAGUUGCACGAGCGCAAGGCCGAGAAUGAGCUCGUCUGCGCUGGUUUCCGGACAAAGAUCCAGGAAUUGUGGCAGAGGCUUCAGAUUCCUCAGGAGGAGAGGGAAGCUCUCUCUGAACACAUGGUCAACUCGAAGAAGAAAAACAUUGAAGCUCUCCAGUCAGAGAUCCAGCGCUUAGAAGUGCUGAAAAUCCAAAGCAUGCAAAGAAUCAUCAAGGUCAUCAGGGAGGAACUCGCUCUUCUGUGGAAGAAAUGUUUCUACAGCCUUGAACAGCAGGAGGCUUUUCUUCCAUAUCAUGAUGAUGAUUUCACCGAGGAGCUUCUCAGCAGACAUGAGGAGGAGGUCAGACGCUUGCAGAGGUACUACGAGCAACAUAAGCAACUCUUUGAAGGAGUCUCAAAAUGGCAGAACAGCUGGACCUUGUACCUGGAGCUUGAUAAAAAGAAUAGCGAUCCAUCAAGGUUCAACAACAGAGGGGGGAACCUUUUAAAAGAAGAAAGGCAAAGAACCGACCUGCAGAAAAGUCUGCCUAAGGUGGAGAAGAUUCUGAAGGCUCAGAUUGAGGCCUGGGAAGAAGAGCAUGGCAAAGAAUUCCUGGUGGGUGGCCAGAGGUUUCUGGAAUAUGUGCAUCAGCAGUGGGAGAAGCACCAUGAGGAGAAGGAGAAGGAAAAACUUGAAAGACAACUAAAGAAAAGUAUACAAACGAAAGAGGAGAUGCUGUUCGGGGCAACGGCGAGGACUCCAUCUAAACGCCAGAUGCCAGGAACUCCAGUAGCUGCAAAACUGAGAAAGUUAAAUGGCACCUCAACCAUCUCUACUCCGAACAGCCUCCUUAGUCCCAGCCUCAGUGGAGCCAUGUGCCAGUCCUUAAUGCAGAAACCACCUUUGUCUGCCAACAAGGGUCUUGGACUGCGAACACCAGGACGUGGAAAGAUGCCCCUCAUGUUGGAGCAAAACAAGGAGAACAUCUGCCAUGUGAGCAGAAAUCCUCCCUGUGACGCACCAAAGCUUCAGGAACCCCCCAAUCAAACAUUUAACUCCAUCGCUGGCUCCUACUCUGAGUUUACGAGAGACCUCACCAAAGCCUCCAAAUCUCAUGUCCCAUCUGGCCUGUUGAACUCCACCGUCGACUUUAAGUGACGUUAAAAAGCAUCAGGAGUUGUGGACAAGAGAACUUGUAAACAGAAUGUUGAGGUUUUUUUUUUUCCCCCUGUUUGAAAAAUGCUUUCUUUCAGGGGUUCUGUUCGGUGUGUGUGUGUGUGUGUGUGUAUUUCUAUGGUUUUAAAUAUUUUACUGCUGCUUUAUUUACUUUUAGAUCUUUUUCACCUGAUGCAUUUUAUCUGUGGUUCCACUUUAUUAUAGUAGCUCCAUGGCUUUCCCUUUGAACCUGAAAUGAAAGCUGCGUUUUUAGUCACAUUGAGAAUAAAGCUUUUUAAAUAA